Molecule: messenger RNA, 1482 nt
Organism: Wyeomyia smithii (pitcher-plant mosquito)
Lineage: Eukaryota; Metazoa; Arthropoda; Insecta; Diptera; Culicidae
Product: rRNA methyltransferase 3, mitochondrial
Exons: 3
Coding region: 114-1346 (410 amino acids)
Biological process (GO): RNA processing
Molecular function (GO): RNA binding; RNA methyltransferase activity
Source: RefSeq, a predicted model, not a curated record
GUUCCCUAGGCAAACUCUCAUGCUGAUGACCGUGAUGACAAAAGCAAUCCUUCUUUUUCUCAUGCAAAAACCAAACAAAUAGCACCUUCGUAUUCACGAAUAGUUUUAGAAAUAUGCAGCUGCGAUAUGUUUUAUGCUCGGUGCUAGUGAAUGCUGAAAGAUUGAAGCGAAUCGCAGUAGUUAAAUAUUUGUUGCAGCAAUCAAAUUUGACUCAUAUACUUGGAAUUGAUGGAGUGAUGAAACACGCGUUAAACAUUGAACCACGAGCACUGGAACACGCAAGUUAUCAACAGUGUAAGAAUAUGUAUUUGUAUAAUACAAGUAAAUCUGAAAAUGAUAAUGUAUCUGUCAUACCAAACCAAUCAGAUACUAGUCCAAGUAAUAAAAUCAAUCGUUUCAUGAGAAAAACUCAUGUUGAAACUCUUACUAUUUUGAAUCCUACUUCUAAAAGGACAGCACAAAUGUAUGAUCACGGUCGAAUGCUAGAAUACUUAAAGUUGUCAAAGAACAGUCCAAUGUUUGGAUAUCUCAAGCAGCUAAUUACAUCACGCAAGAAACGGCAACUUGACCAGAAAUUGGUAGUAGAAGGCAGUCGUCUAAUUCUAGAUGCGUUGAAUGCGGGACUAAUUCUUGAAUGUUUGUUAUUUAAAGAAGCCAAUCAGCUAGAUUGUUUCGACAACCUCAGCAAAACAGUUAAACUUAUUCAAUUAAAUAGUCACAUACUGCAACAAUGGUCGAAUUUGGUUACCUGCCCUGGAAUCAUAGGUAUAUUCUACAAACCAAAGAAUAUGAAUGAUUUAAUCAGUAAAAAUAAAACUGCAACAUCGCUUCCAAUUACUGUUCUUUGUGAAAACAUUCGUGAACCUAAUAACUUAGGAAGCAUAAUAAGAAGUUGCGGGGCCAUACCAGUAUACAACAUAGUGUUGCUUAAGGGGUGCACUCAUCCAUGGGAACCAAAGUGUUUGAGAGGGAGUGCUGGGGCACACUUCCGAACUCAGAUCAGUGGACCAAUAGCGAUGACUGAUAUAGUGAAGCAUGUUCCUCCAAAUUCUCAUUUUCUAAUAGCUGACAACGCUCGAGAUGGACGAGGCGAUGAACUUGUCGUUAGAAGAUACGAUCUCAUCAAUUAUUGCAUAAUGGAGCACAUAGUUCUAGUUGUUGGAGGAGAAACACAUGGUGUUAGUAGCGAUUUACGAAGAUUUGCUCAAAAACUCACUAACAAUACGGGGAAUUUUCACAACAAUCUUUCCAUCCAUAUACCUUUAGCAAACGGCAUUGAAAGCCUGAAUGUAGCCUCUGCGAUUUCAGUAAUACUUUGUGAAAUUCGUAGACAAUUAACAAGUUGAUGCAUGAUUCAAAACGCAAAACAAAUAUUGUCAGUUAAGGAGUAAAGUCAAUUCUAAUUACCAAGAGCCAAAUUUGAAAACAUACAAAAAUAAAACUCAUCACCAUUAUGCAUAUCAAUAUUUAUAUAUUCUUUCA